AUGUUGCAGUAUGAAAUAGAUUAUUGGCAAGCGGUUCGACCUCCGAGCCCCAAGACCCGCAAGCGCUUAGUAGACACCAUCUUUGAGCCCUUGAGCCGGGUUCGCAAAAGCUUUGCAAGCAAGGAGGGGGCCUGGUGGGCUACUCCCGAAGCAGGACGUGUCUGGAUCAAGGCGUUGGAAAACGAGGACUUCCUGGUUUUGGAUGACUUUCUUCCCCUCGCAGAUGCCCGGGAGCUGGCAAAGGCUCUUGAGAAGAGGAGACCGAAGAUGCAGCCAGGCAGGACGGAUUCGGAGCUUUCUGCGUAUGGUACUUCUGGCAUGGUUCUGUGGCUGCAACCUUCUGAAGUUCCGGAGCUUGGCCCGCUUGUAGAGCACACAAAUGCCUUGGUCAGCCUGUUGAUGGACAUCCCCGAGGCCAAAAUCCAGGCUCGGAUGCAGGGCAUCACCGCACUAUCAGAUGCCCAAUUUGCGGUCUUCCCUGGCAGCCCAGAAAACGAUGACGCCAGAUACAUCAGGCAUGUGGACAACGAAGAUGGUUGCAAUGGCAGACUGCUGACAUGCACCUUUUACUUGAAUGAAGACUGGGAUGCGGAGCACGAUGGUGGCGAGAUCAGAUUGUUCGAGGAGGAUCAGAAGCAAAUCAAAGUCGACGUGGAGCCAGUAAUGAACCGCUUGGUUGCUUUCUUCAGCGAUUCGUCCGUGCCCCACGAAGUACGAAGGAGCCGGCGGGACAGGUGCGCGAUCACGACCUGGUACAUCAACGAGGAGCUGCACCUCGCAUACCACCAAGCUGAGGAGGAGGGGCAGUAA
Messenger RNA from Symbiodinium necroappetens, 810 nucleotides. The record is from the annotation of a GenBank genome assembly. NCBI's taxonomy places the organism in Eukaryota, Dinophyceae, Suessiales, Symbiodiniaceae.